GGAGUGGUCUUGAAGAAUGUAGGCAAUUCUUCGACAUUUUUUCAUCCUUUAGUGUUUUUUCUUUCAUCUCUUGACUCAUUAGAAAUUUAGUUGGCAAAGAAUUGUACAGUCAACACGUUCAGUUCACAUAUAAGUAAAGUAUUAGCUGACUUUGGGACUUUACAUUUGCAAUUACAAGUGUUGGAUUCCUCUAACAUUUUUAUGUUUAGUUUUUCAGACUUCUUUAUUAGAAAAAAAAACUGUUUGCAGCAACCCUACUCCACUCACAACCGAAGAGAAUCAAGUUUCCCAGCUCACUUAAUUUGAAAGCCUGCCAAGAUAGGUGAAAAACCUUAUAAAUAUGUAAAGCAGGAAGUUCAAAUUACAGUCAAGUAAAUCCCUAAUGAUUGAUGUUCUUCUCAAAACAAUUAAAAGAAUUUUUAAAAAGAACAAGAAAGCAGCGCGUUUCCUAGACACCCCGCAAGCACCCACACCAAAGGGUGGUCCGGAGUUCAGAUUCAAGGGUAUACUUUAGUGCUGUAUUUAUUUUGAAUUUUUACCACUUCCUGGAGGCCGGGUGGAAGGAUCCAAAAAAACUGGGCACCUCAGCCAUUUUGUUUGUAAGGCGGAGCAGUAGAACUGGGCUGGCCAGGAAGGGGUUUGGAAGCCGCGUUGAAAUGGGGUGGGGGACGAGGGAAGCUGAAAAUGGUUUCAACUUAGGUCAGGAUUCGGCUACUUAAUGCGGGGACCGUGGUGCUCGUGGCUGCAGGAGGCCCUAGGGGAAGUCACACCGAACACACUCAGACGGGCUUCUCUUCCAAAUGGCCGCGUCCGCAGGCACAUCCCCCACGGACGCCGUCUCGCGUGGAGCCUCCCCACGCGCGGCGCGUAAGGGCGUGCCCAGAUGCUCCGAGGACGCGGCCGCUGCCAUUGUUGUGCUUGUCACUUAAUCCCGAGCCCCGACUCGGGCCCGGGCGGCGGCGCUCUCCCGAGCCCGGUAAAAUGGCACAGUCGUGCAUUCUUUCCGAGCUGCGGGAGGCGGGAGCGAGGAGCGAGCUGGGCGGCCGCCAGCCAAUCAGCGCGCGCGCCCGCCCUCCAGCGCAAAGUUGUUAACCCCGAGCCUCCCGCCGCCGCCCGCUCCGCAUCCUCCUGCUUGCUCCAGUCCCUCGAACGCCCUCGGAUCCUGCGGCUGCCCGCCCCGCUCCGCCGCCCUCCAUGGAGGAAAGUCUCACUUUUGAUUUACCAAAUAUUUUCAGGAUGUUUGAAGAUCCGUACGCUACCCGGAGGUUGUUUUUUUUGGACAACCCAGUCCCCAGCCUAUAUUGUUACAAUUUUUUUUUGAGGGCUGGUUGCUGCUUUGCCUACACUGAUGGAACACCAUCUUCAGCGGGCUAUCUCUGCACAGCAGGUGUACGGCGAGAAGCGGGAUAAUAUGGUUAUUCCAGUUCCUGAGGCAGAAAGUAACAUCGCUUACUAUGAGUCCAUUUACCCCGGGGAGUUCAAGAUGCCAAAGCAGCUCAUUCACAUACAGCCUUUUAGUUUGGACGCUGAGCAGCCUGACUACGACCUGGACUCUGAGGAUGAAGUGUUCGUAAAUAAACUCAAAAAGAAAAUGGACAUCUGCCCAUUGCAGUUUGAGGAGAUGAUUGACCGCCUAGAAAAGGGCAGUGGUCAACAGCCAGUCAGUCUGCAGGAAGCCAAACUACUGCUAAAAGAAGAUGAUGAGUUAAUUAGAGAAGUCUAUGAAUACUGGAUUAAAAAGAGGAAGAACUGUCGAGGGCCAUCACUUAUCCCAUCGGUAAAACAGGAAAAGCGAGAUGGUUCUAGCACAAAUGAUCCCUAUGUGGCUUUUAGAAGACGAACUGAAAAAAUGCAAACUCGAAAAAACCGCAAAAAUGAUGAAGCCUCAUAUGAAAAAAUGCUUAAGCUGCGUCGGGAUCUCAGCCGGGCUGUGACCAUCCUGGAGAUGAUAAAGAGAAGAGAGAAGAGCAAGCGGGAGCUGCUGCACCUGACACUGGAGAUCAUGGAAAAGAGGUAUAAUUUAGGUGACUACAGUGGAGAGAUCAUGUCCGAGGUCAUGGCCCAGAGACAGCCGGUGAAGCCUACGUAUGCCAUCCCCAUCAUCCCUGUUGCUAACAGCAGUCAGUUCAAACACCAGGAAGUCGCGGACGGGAAGGAGUUCAAAGUUCAUAAGCAAGAUAAGGCCGAUCUUACUCGGCCGAAGCGCAAAUAUGAAAAGAAGCCCAAAGUCUUACCCCCGUCUGCCAUUGCUCCUCAGCAGCCAAGCCCCGCUGCACUGCCAGCCUUCAGUGCUAAAGACUUGAACCAGUAUGACUUCCCCAGCUCGGACGAAGAGCCUCUGUCCCAGGUUUUGUCUGGCUCUUCGGAAGCCGAGGAAGACAAUGACCCUGAUGGCCCUUUUGCUUUCCGCAGGAAAGCAGGCUGUCAGUACUAUGCUCCUCAUUUAGACCAAACUGGCAAUUGGCCCUGGACUAGCCCUAAAGAUGGAGGACUGGGGGAUGUUCGCUAUAGAUACUGCUUAACAACUCUCACCGUCCCCCAGAGGUGUCUUGGAUUUGCACGAAGACGGGUUGGGCGCGGUGGAAGGGUCCUGCUGGACAGAGCGCAUUCAGACUAUGACAGUAUGUUUCACCACCUGGAUUUGGACAUGCUUUCCUCACCACAACCUUCUCCAGUCAAUCAGUUUGCCAAUACCUCAAAAACCAAUACCUCGGACAGAUCUUCCUCUAAAGACCUCAGUCAGAUACUAGUCGAUAUCAAAUCAUGUAGAUGGCGGCACUUUAGGCCUCGGACACCAUCCCUACAUGACAGUGACACUGAUGAACUCUCCAGUAGAAAAUUACACAGGAGUAUAAACCGAGCAGGAACAGCACAGCCUGGGACCCACACUGGCACCUCCACGCAGAGUAAAAGCAGCAGUGGCUCCACACACUGUGCAUUCACAGCCGAACAAUACCAGCAGCACCAGCAGCAACUGGCACUGAUGCAGCAGCAGCAGCUUGCACAAACUCAGCAGCAGCAAGCAAACAGCAACUCCGCCACCGCCGCGCCACAGGGUUUUGUUUCUAAGACUUUGGAUUCUGCUAGUGCACAGUUUGCUGCUUCUGCUUUGAUGACGUCAGAACAGCUGAUGGGAUUCAAGAUGAAGGAUGAUGUGGUGCUUGGGAUCGGGGUGAAUGGCGUCCUUCCAGCCUCAGGAGUAUACAAGGGCUUACACCUCAGCAGCACUACACCAACAGCGCUUGUACAUCCGAGUCCGUCGACAGCAGGUUCAGCUUUGUUACAGCCUUCAAAUAUCACACAGACUUCAGGUUCCCACAGUGCACUGAGUCAUCAAGUAACUGCUGCCAAUUCUGCAACAACUCAGGUUCUGUUUGGGAACAACAUUCGAUUAACUGUACCUUCAUCAGUCCCCACUGUAAACUCUAUCGCCCCAAUAAACGCACGACAUAUACCUAGGACUUUAAGUGCUGUUCCAUCAUCUGCCUUAAAGCUGGCUGCUGCGGCAAACUGUCAAGUGUCCAAGGUCCCUUCGUCAUCCUCUGUAGAUUCAGUUCCAAGGGAAAAUCACGAGUCGGAAAAGCCAGCACUAAACAACAUAGCAGACAACACAGUCGCCAUGGAGGUGACGUAGCUUCCUGGGAACAGGACUGCAGCCUGGGGACAUGAUCAGGUGCUAUGCAUCAGAGGCGUUGGAACGCAGGGGAGGAUGGAAUGCACACGCGUUUCCAUGGCAGCUGUGGGGACUCGGCAGCACUGCGCAUCUCUCAUGCUUCAACUUUUCUUUUCUUACUGUUAAUAGGAAAAAAUCAACAUCUGUAAAUUAAGAAUGCAGCAAUUAUCUGUAUAGUACUGCAUAUUUGUAAUACCCUUGUAUAUAUGUUACUUGAAUACAGAAAUGUUCAUUUGUGAUGCUUUGCACUUGGGGGCGGGGGGUGGGGAACAAACUGCAACAAGAGUGUGAGCUGUGAGCUGUGUAGCUGGUGUCAUCACAUCAUGUGCAUGGUGCGGAACCUGCUGUCUAUUUAUUGUGCCGUGUUUACAGGUUUUGUACACUGUACCCUCAUUGGUUCCUGUGCUGUAGUAAAUGUGUUAGGUAGCUGUGGACUCCUUGGUAUUUUGUAAUGGUAUAACAUAACUUGGUUCCCUCUGGGUCCUUGAGUUUUUUGUGUAUCAUGUGAAAAAAAAAUGGUGACAUACAUACAGAAUUUUACAAAAAAAAAAAAAAAGCAUCAGUUUUUUAAACGGGGAAUGUACUGUUCAAUGGGGAUCUUCCGGUCUACACCAUUAGGACGCGCAACAAGCUAAAAAUGAAGUCUCUUGAACCCUCCCGUCCCCACCGCCUGCAUGUGUGGGCGGCCCCUGGUACUUAAGCACUAAUGUUAUGUUGCUGCUCUGCAAACAGCCCAGUCGUCCCAUUUCCUUCCACACCAAAAAGUGUUAAAUCAAGUACGCAAACGGAGUCCUUACAACUGGAGUUUAUGUUGUCUUGCCCUUUUUUUAGCACAAAAAGAUGUACUUUUUUUAUUGUGGAAUCGUUUGAAGACUUCAUUCUUUACUUGUUCUUACAGAAAGGGUAUAGGGGAGAAGAAUGCAGUAAUUGCUGUCCGUGUAUCGUCAUUCCAGUUUGUAAAACAGCCAGCCAGCUUUUUUCCUUUUAAGAUUCUCCAGAAGGCUGCAAGGCCAGAGCCACAAAUAUCGGGUGCCUUCCUUUGGAAAUAUUUGACCUCUCUUCUGUGAAGAGAACGGUACUUACCAGACUACUACUAGUGCUUUGUCAGUACCGAAGUCUGAAUGCCCAGUCCAAUGGCAUACGUUAUCCUUAAGGUUUUUAAUCCCACCUGGAAAAUUGUGAUAGAAUUCUCACAAAAUAAACCCAGGGCAUUACAUGUUGACAAACUAA
Alexandromys fortis (reed vole) is the source of this 4903-nucleotide messenger RNA. It is a transcript of the gene Epc1, whose product is annotated as enhancer of polycomb homolog 1. Lineage: Eukaryota; Metazoa; Chordata; Mammalia; Rodentia; Cricetidae. Gene Ontology annotation, biological process: regulation of transcription by RNA polymerase II. The record is from RefSeq and is a predicted model, not a curated record. Bases 1349 to 3634 code for a protein of 761 amino acids. Gene Ontology annotation, cellular component: piccolo histone acetyltransferase complex; NuA4 histone acetyltransferase complex. The transcript is spliced from 14 exons.